Messenger RNA from Guillardia theta CCMP2712, 766 nucleotides. RefSeq lists its product as hypothetical. The annotation marks the transcript as partial. The transcript has 2 exons. NCBI's taxonomy places the organism in Eukaryota, Cryptophyceae, Pyrenomonadales, Geminigeraceae. Gene Ontology annotation, cellular component: cytoplasm. The record is from RefSeq and is a predicted model, not a curated record.
GUUCGUGACAGAAUCAUGGCGAACAACAUUCCGAUUGACCCGGGAUUCCCCGGGAAUACAAGUCCACAACAAAACAAAUGCAUGGAUGAGCUUCUUGCGUCCAUUCAGGAUCAGAUAACAACUCCAGUGGGCGAAAAGUUGGUAGCGAAAAUGGGGGGCAAAGAUUAUUUUCUAUGUCGCUUGCUGAGAGCGAGGAACUGGGAUGUUGCGGCGUCGACCAAGCUAUGCCAGGAAAUAGUCAGCUACAGGUCGCAGCACAAGCUUGAUUUCAUCUUGGAGAAGGUCAUUGGCGACCAGCCCCUUCAAGAUGGGAAAGACUUGAACUGGCGUCCAGAGAUCUAUGACGAGGGAGUGAAGCGAGUGCUUCCUUACAUCCCAUGCGGAAAGGCAUGGCUACACCUCGAUGGGACAGCCUAUCGAGAUAUGGAGGAUCAACAGGCUCAGCCCAGCGACAUUCUACACAAGUGCUCGUCGGAGGACAUCUGGCAUUGGUGGCACUUCCACCUGGAGGCGGGGAUGAAGGCCACGCUGGAUGGAGCCGCUCUUUACAACGCGCCCUUGAAGGGUGCCAUCCUUGUGUUCGACCUCAAGGGCUUCGGUGCCCGCCAUCUCAACACGACUUGCAUCAGGCUCCUGGCACAGCUCUUCAGCAUCGGCCAGUCGAAAUUCCCCGAGAGCCUGAGCAGGAUCUUCGUCCUCAAUGCCCCGACGCUGUUCUCUGGUGUGUGGAAUUCCGUGAAGGGCGUCUUGAACGAGCGAACUCGAA